AUGAAACUGGCUGAUCUAGAGGACAUUAGUUCAGAGGAGGAUGAUCUGCCGCUUACGGAAGACUCGACCCCACACGGCGGUUCCGGGUCUGCUACGAGUCGAACGACUAGCAAGAUGUUAGCCGCCACCAGUGGUAAUAAGCGCGCGGUGAAGCCGGAGGCUGGGAAAUCAACUGCCUUUGGAACCCCUAAAAGUGCCUCCGCCGCUAGCCGAAGGACGCGUAAACCGGGACUGGCAACGAGUGCACCCACGACAACAGCCUCUGACACUUUUUCGCGAAGAUCGCAGUCAACUAAACCGGUUUCAACGCCAGUAUCUACCAAAAGGCGAAAGCAACACAAACAGCCUACGUCAGCUGCUCGUCACAGUGCAAAGAGGAUAACCCUCAGUGACAAUGAGGGAAGUUCUUCAAGUAGCAUCAGACGACUGUCGUCUUCGUCAUCGGCAUCGUCCUCUUCCGCCUCGUCCUCCUCGUCUGCCAGUGAAAAGACAACCACUGCUACCACUGCAGUUGACUCGAAACCGAAAGAGUUGACUUCUACGCCCAUCCGCAAGACGAAUGCGCCCGGAAAGAUCCAACAGCAGAAUCGGUCCAAGAAGAAACCAGUCAGACCGGUGACCAACUCACAAAGCAAGAAGGAACCGCCGACAACAACAAAAACGACAGCCGAGAAGGACUCGGAUUCCUAUUCAGACAGUGACGACGACAGUGACAACAGUCUCCUGGCAACCAGUGAUGCACUACCGCGACUGACUCGUAGCCAGCAUCGUCUCCUGCUGGGGGACAUUCCGCCGGGAACAGCUCUUCUUACUGCUGCUACUCCCUGUCAGCCUUCCGCACCAGCCGCUGGUGGGGAAGCUGAAAUUUCUGCAGAGGCUGAAACAAGAGAAAAACCAGAAGAGGAGGAAGAGGAGAAGAAGGACGAACAGAAGACAAGGCGAGCCAAGAGCGCCCCUGUUAUGGGACAAAAAAGGCGUAUCAAGUCAGAGGAGGACACGAAAUCAGUAUCGGCAAAGCUUGAGAUUGAGGCCGAUGUUCGGGCUACGAGUAAAUUGGAUUUCUGUCGUUUUAUUUUAUAA
Messenger RNA from Dibothriocephalus latus, 1080 nucleotides. NCBI's taxonomy places the organism in Eukaryota, Metazoa, Platyhelminthes, Cestoda, Diphyllobothriidea, Diphyllobothriidae. The record is from the annotation of a GenBank genome assembly.